This is a messenger RNA of Helianthus annuus (common sunflower), 384 nucleotides long. RefSeq lists its product as uncharacterized. The record is from RefSeq and is a predicted model, not a curated record. NCBI's taxonomy places the organism in Eukaryota, Viridiplantae, Streptophyta, Magnoliopsida, Asterales, Asteraceae. The transcript has a single exon. The coding region runs from base 1 to 384 and encodes 127 amino acids.
AUGUCUGAUCAGCUUGCUAGUGUGGGGGCCCCCAUUGACAAUCAAAGACUUGUACUUCAACUUUUAACCGGUCUUACCAAACAGUACGACGGGAUUUCAAUAAUCCUACAAAAUAGGUAUCCUUUGCCUAAUUUUCAUGAAGCACGUUCACGUCUCACGAUGGAGGAAAGUAAAAAGAAGCAUCAGGUCGCUCAAGCUGCCCAUUCCUCCAUCACUGCACUUGCGGCUGUCACCACUAGUCCCUCCCCAUCUGACAGCAACAAUCUGCCUUCUGAUCGUAACCGUGUACGGGGUCGUAGCCAUAGACGGGGCCGAGGGCGUGGAACCAAUGGUCGUGGUGGCCGGGGGUACAAUACUCAGCACCCGUACAUUGUGUUUCCAUAG